This is a messenger RNA of Hirundo rustica (Barn swallow), 977 nucleotides long. It is a transcript of the gene LTO1, whose product is annotated as LTO1 maturation factor of ABCE1. Lineage: Eukaryota; Metazoa; Chordata; Aves; Passeriformes; Hirundinidae. The transcript is spliced from 6 exons. Bases 1 to 561 code for a protein of 186 amino acids. The record is from RefSeq and is a predicted model, not a curated record.
AUGGGAACCAUUGUAGCUAGUGCUGCCAGGGAGAAAAGUGUGGCCGCACGCCGCCAGCUGGCGUGGGCGCGGUUUGCCCCGAGGGAGGCGUGGCUCCUGCUCCGAGGCCACGCCCCCUCCCGCUCGCCGUCCGCUCCCGGCGUGCCUGGCGCCGCCAUGGCCGACCUGUUCGAUGGGAUCGUGAUGGCCGAGCAGAGGUUCCACGGGGAGGGCUUCCAGGAGGGGCUCGCCGAGGGCAGCCACGCCGGGAUGGCUGAGGGCAGGAGGUACGGAGCGCUCCAGGGAGCCAGGGUUGGCUCGGAGAUUGGCUGCUACCUUGGGUUUGCACUGACGUGGCACUGUCUGCUCCAGAAAUGCACAGAUGAAAAGACCAGCAAAAAAAGAAGGGCUCUGGAUUCAUUAAUAGGGAUGAUUCAGAAAUUCCCAUAUGGAGACCCCACUUACGAGAAGCUGCAAGAAGAUCUGGAAAAAAUCAGAGGAAAAUUUAAACAGGUUUGUUCGAUGUUAAAUAUUCAGUCUGAUUUUGGAGCUGAUACUGAGAGAUCUUCACUGACAUUUUGAACGCAACAGAUGAAGAUAAACGUGGAUGACAAAAGAAAAAACAACAUUAAAAGAACAAAACUGGAAAAGUGUUUAUCUACUUUUAUAUUAAAAGAAAAUGAAAAUAGUGAAGAGAUGUUAAAUGUUAAAAGGGAAAGGGAAAAUCACUGGACUUGCAAUGGUAUUGAGCAUUUAUUAUCUCUGCCAAGUUUUGUUUAGGAUAUUACACGCACUAGUGCGUAAAUCUGUUAAACAGAAAUACUUGUUUAAAUUCCUUGCUAGUCUUUUACUGAUAAUUCCUCCAAAGGAAAACAAGCAUUUGCACACUUUCCUCUUUUAAAGGAUGUUUGUUACCUAAAAAUCUGUGUAUGCAGAUCGUUCAGUUUACACAAUGUGUAGAUGCUGUGGGUGAAGGAAAAUAAAACCAAUUCCCUUCA